GUGAUACUGGUCAAGGGGUAAGAGACUGGAUCAAGCAAGUUUUGAAGCAAGAUUUGUCUUUCCAGCAUAUAAAAGUCAUUUAUCCAACAGCUCCUGCCAGACCAUAUACACCAAUGAGGGGGUCUUUGUCCAAUGUGUGGUUUGACAGAUACAAGAUCUCUAAUGAUUGCCCAGAACAUACUGAAACCAUUGAUAUGAUGUGUCAAGCACUUAACAGUUUGAUUGAUGAUGAAGUUAAAAAUGGCAUCAGGAAAAACAGGAUACUGUUGGGUGGUUUUUCAAUGGGUGGAGGCAUGGCUUUGCAUUUGGCUUACAGACAUCACCAAGAGGUGGCUGGAGUAUUUGCACUUUCAAGUUUUCUCAAUAAGAAUUCAGCUGUUUACCAGGCCCUGGAGAAGAAUGAAAGAGAACUCCCAGAGUUGUUUCAGUGUCAUGGAACUGCUGAUGAACUGGUUCUGUAUUCUUGGGGAGAAGAAACCAACAAGACUUUAAAAGCUCUGGGAGUAAUAACUACAUUUUUUAGUCUACCAAACCUUUAUCAUGAACUAAGCAAAAGUGAGCUAGAAAAACUGCGAUCUUGGAUUUUGAAAAAAUUGCCAGAAGAGCCUUGAUGAAAGAUCAAUAAUGAAGAAUGCCAUGAUAUAGCAAAAUAGUAUUGUUUCUUACUACUAUGUGGAGUGACAAUGUCUGCAAAAAUACAUAAAAUUGGAUAUUGAUAAUUUUAUAUAGUGUAUUUCAAUUCUUCAUUUUUUAUUUCUGUAUUUCAAAUGAUAUCAAAUAGUCUUUCUCAUGUUGAAAAAGUUGUAGUACAUGCCAGGACCUGUCUAUAUAUUUCAGUUACUUGAAAUUGAUUAUCUGUAUGAUUUUAUUU
Protobothrops mucrosquamatus (brown spotted pit viper) is the source of this 871-nucleotide messenger RNA. It is a transcript of the gene LYPLAL1, whose product is annotated as lysophospholipase like 1. Gene Ontology annotation, molecular function: palmitoyl-(protein) hydrolase activity; carboxylic ester hydrolase activity. Gene Ontology annotation, cellular component: cytoplasm. Gene Ontology annotation, biological process: protein depalmitoylation. NCBI's taxonomy places the organism in Eukaryota, Metazoa, Chordata, Lepidosauria, Squamata, Viperidae. The record is from RefSeq and is a predicted model, not a curated record.